Messenger RNA from Hevea brasiliensis (rubber tree), 4137 nucleotides. Its product is annotated as protein MEI2-like 1. The record is from RefSeq and is a predicted model, not a curated record. NCBI's taxonomy places the organism in Eukaryota, Viridiplantae, Streptophyta, Magnoliopsida, Malpighiales, Euphorbiaceae. Gene Ontology annotation, molecular function: RNA binding.
CGCCUAUUUCUUUUCUGUCUUGUCUUGUUUUCAAAGCCAACUAACAUUAACAUCACAUCUCUCUCUCUCUCUUUGUAAUUCACACCAACGAGAAGGGAAAAAAAAAAAAGGCUUUCUAUAACGCAGCGAGUUGCCGGCGAGGCAACUCUUGCCGGAAAUUCGCACUACCAUUGCCGUAAUCUUCUUAGUUGCCGAUUUGAGCUCUGAAUCGUUGGCUUCCAAAAGUGAAUUCUGAUUUCUCUUUCUUUCUUUUUUGUUUUUUUAAAUAAUUAUUACGAUUAAAUAGAAGAAAACAAAAAGGAAAUAUUCUCUCUCGUGUGGUGAGCAAUAUAGCUUGCAAUGCAGGGGGAAAGAGGUUCUCUUGGGGCACAUAUGCGAAGAUCCCUUGCUCUCUCUUCUUCUCCUUUCUUUGUGCCAUAGUUUUCCUUUCAUCUUUCUCUUCCUCUGCUUGAUCUUCUACUUGAUUGUCUUUUUUACGUAAUUUCUCUUCCUUGACUUUCUGAAUCACGUAAUUUGGCUCAAUUUUGGAGGGAGAGAGUGAGGCAAUUGGUGAUGUUGUUGAUGUACAUUUUUUCCAGAGAAGAAGGGCAAUGAACACCGGACGGAGCCAACAAUUUGGAUAAUAACCAGGUUUCUGUUAAAAGUUUUUGAAAAUUUUGGGGGUAUAAAGCCGCGCGAUGCCGUUUGAAAUUAUGGAUCAGAGGGGUGGAACUGCGUCGUCCCAUUUCUUUGAGGACAUCCGGCUACCUGCUGAGAAACAAAUUGGGUUUUGGAAGCCGCAUUCAAUGCCUGAUCACCAAAUAGGGGCAGGUGGAAUGGUACAAAUUCCUAGCAGCGAGUUGGUUGCUUCAUCACCUUUAGAAAAACUUUCACCAGGCGGAGCACUGCCGGAGUUGAGGCUAGCCAUGGAUCAAAAUGACAAGCUAUCCAUUGGUGAAGGAAGUGCUAGUAUGUUGAAGGCUUCAUGGAAUUCUAUGGACCAUCAUACAAAAUCACUGUCAAGUUUGUCUCUGCAGCCUGCAUCUUAUGGUUUGGUUGGAAAUAGGGCUGGUAUUAGUGUGACUCAGUGGGAAAGCAGCCUGUUCUCAAGCUCAUUUUCUGAUGUAUUUAGUGCGAAGUUGAGUUUAUUAGAGAAUGAUGUUCAAUCAAAUCAACCUGCCAAAACUGUUGCUUCACCCCGUGAGGAUGAUGAGCCUUUUGAAUCUCUUGAAGAACUUGAGGCUCAGACUAUUGGAAAUCUCCUUCCUGCUGAAGAUGAUCUGUUUUCUGGAGUGACUGAUGAGUUGGGACAAAAUGCUCAUGUCAGUAGUGGGGAUGAUUUGGAAGACUUUGACCUGUUUAUCACUGGCGGAGGCAUGGAAUUGGAAGGGGAUGUGAGUGUUGGUCAAAGAAAUUCUGAUUUUGUUGAGGGAGUUACCAAUGGUCAAGGGGGUUCUAAUGGUUCAAUUUUUGGUGAACAUCCUUAUGGUGAACACCCUUCUAGAACACUAUUUGUCAGAAACAUCAAUAGCAAUGUUGACGAUACUGAGCUAAAGGCUCUUUUUGAGCAAUAUGGAGAUAUUCGAACACUUUAUACAGCCUGCAAACAUCGUGGUUUUGUUAUGAUCUCUUACUAUGACAUUAGGACAGCUCGAAAUGCGAUGAGAUCUCUUCAGAAUAAGCCACUGAGGCGUAGGAAACUUGACAUACAUUAUUCAAUUCCAAAGGACAAUCCAUCUGAGAAAGAUAUUAACCAGGGCACUCUUGUGAUUUUCAAUCUUGAUUCUUCUGUUUCAACUGAGGAGCUACACAAAAUAUUUGGAGUUUAUGGAGAAAUUAAAGAAAUCCGUGAAACCCCACACAACCGCUACCACAAAUUCAUAGAGUACUAUGAUAUUAGAGCUGCAGAAGCAGCUUUGUCUGCAUUAAAUAGGAGUGACAUUGCUGGGAAGCAGAUCAAGCUUGAGCGGAGCCGUCCUGCGGGUGCAAGGCGUUUGGUGUCAAAGCCUGAGCAGGAGCAAGAUGAACUCAAUCUUUGUCUGAGCCCUUUUGAUGAUUUAUCAGCUGGACGACUAGCAGCAUUUUCUCCUGGAGUAAUUACAUCUAGCUGCAUGAACAAUGGAUCAGCCCAAGUUUUACCUUCUGCUGUCCAGUCGCCUGUGGCUUCAUUUAUUGAAUCUCAUCGGAGUUCUAGUGUUCCAAAUAACUUGCCCUCUCCACUGACAGUGGCAUCUGUUGGUAAACAAAUUUGCCUUAAUGAAUCUAAUCACUCCAUGGAUGAAUUAAUGUUUGGUAACCAAUGCAUUCCAAGUUUCCACCCUCAUUCCUUGCCAGAAUAUCACGAUAGUUUAGCCAAUGGCAUUCCAUAUAACUCCUCAACGACUAUCGGAGGCAUGGCUCGCAGUGUUGGUUCCAAAGUGACUGAAGGAAUCAACAGCAGGCACAUUCAAGGAGUAGGUUCAAAUGGGCACCUGAUGGAACUUAAUGGAGGGGUUUUUGGAUCUUCUGGAAAUGGAACUGGCUCUCUUCCUGGGCAUCAUUACAUAUGGAACAAUUCAAACUCAGGUCGGCAACAUCAUGCAAACCGUAUGAUUUGGCCAAAUUCACCAUCAUUUACCAAUGGUGUUCAUCACCUUCCACAUAUGCCUGGACUUCCUCGAGCAGCUCCAGUUAUGCUCAACACAUUACCUGCACAUCAUCACAUUGGAUCUGCACCGGCUGUUAAUCCUUCCUUGUGGGAUAGGCGACAUGCUUAUUCUGGGGAGUAUCCGAAAGCUUCCAGCUUCCAUUUGAGUUACUGCAGGAGAGUGGGAUUUCCUGGUAGCUCUCCUACAAAUCCUAUGGAAACUGCUUCCCGCAAAUUUUCUUAUGUUUGCGGAAAUUGUAUGGAUAUGACUAAAAAUGCUGGACUCCACAUUUUCCCUGGGAGAAACCCAAUUAUCUCAAUGCCAGCACUUUUUGAUUCUCCUAAUGUACGUGUGAGAAUUCUCUCACAUUCUGGAGUUGAAUCAAAUUCUAAUAAUUCAGAUAAGAAACAAUAUGAACUUGAUAUUGACCGCAUAUUGUGUGGCGAAGAUAGUCGAACCACAUUGAUGAUAAAGAACAUUCCAAACAAAUAUACUUCUAAGAUGUUAUUGGCUGCAAUUGAUGAGCACUGUCGUGGUACUUAUGACUUUAUUUACUUACCAAUUGAUUUCAAGAACAAAUGCAAUGUGGGCUAUGCAUUCAUUAACAUGAUCGAUCCUCAACAGAUUAUUCCAUUCCACAAGGCAUUCAAUGGCAAAAAAUGGGAGAAGUUCAACAGUGAAAAAGUGGCAUCUCUUGCAUAUGCUCGAAUUCAGGGAAAAGCGGCUCUUAUUGCCCAUUUCCAGAACUCAAGUUUGAUGAAUGAGGAUAAACGCUGUCGCCCUAUACUCUUCCAUACUGAUGGUCCGAAUGCUGGUGAUCCGGAGCCCUUCCCCAUGGGUACCAAUAUUCGGUCAAGAUUGGGCAAACCUCGAACCAGCAGCGGUGAGGACAACCACCAUCAGGGGAACCCUUCUACUUCAGCAAAUGGAGAGGAUUCUUCCAAUGGAACAGACUCAUCAUCAGGUUCUGAAUGAGCAGUAUACUUCCUACAAGGCACUAACUCUAAAAUCCUGUAUAAGAGUACAGAGAACCGAAUCCACCCCAAUUCUGUAAAUUAGGGGCGGCCUGACAACUCUCUUUUUGUCUAUAGAGAAGCUCUUCUGCAAAGUUCUGGAUGCCAAAGUGCACAUUCAGAGCCAAAUGAGCAACAUCAAAAUUUUUCCGUUCUCAUAAAAAAAAAAAAAAAAAAUCAGUUUCUUAUCUAGGCCAAAUAUGAGUACAGAGAAUGGCUUAAUAAAGGCUUAAAAUUUUGGUUAGUCAUGACUAAACAAUAUUACGAUGUACAGAAGUUUCCCCACUUGUGCACAGGCUUAGGAGGGAACUUCUUUAUUAUCGUUUGCAGUUUUGUAUCUCUAUAUCUCUGUUAUUUCAAUUUUCCCAGGGGGUGGUACCGCUUAUCGUUGGUUCAGUUUUUGUUUAACGGGAGUCGCAACACUUUAACCUAUCUUGGUUGUAGAAAUUGUUGAAGUGCUCUUCUCUGCUAUAACUAAUACUAUUUAAUACUUUAUGAAGCUUUUUUAAGUUGUCCAA